Molecule: messenger RNA, 1155 nt
Organism: Closterium sp. Naga37s-1
Lineage: Eukaryota; Viridiplantae; Streptophyta; Zygnematophyceae; Desmidiales; Closteriaceae
Source: the annotation of a GenBank genome assembly
AUGGAUGAAACGAUGUGGGAUGGGUGUGCUUCAGAGUGGGAUGGGGAUGACGAGGUUGAUGGUUGUGCUUCAGGUGGUGGGGUGGAAAUGAAGAGCUACUUCUUCGUGCGUUCCUGGAAAGUUGGUGCUGCUCCGCUCGCUGGUGCUUCGAUCGGCGCUGCCCCGCUCGCUGGUGCUUCGAUCGGCGGAGCUCCGCCGCUCGCUUGUGCUUCAGACGGCGGGGCUCCGCCGCUUGCCGGUGCUUCGAUCGGCGGGGCUCCGCUGCUCGGUGGUGCGUCGAUCGGCGGAGCUCCGCCACUUGCCGGUGCUUCAAUCGGCGGGGCUCCGCCGCUCGGUGGUGCUUCAGACGGCGGGGCUCCGCCGCUUGCCGGUGCUUCGAUCGGCGGGGCUCCGCUGCUCGGUGGUGCGUCGAUCGGCGAAGCUCCGCCGCUUGCCGGUGCUUCGAUCGGCGGGGCUCCGCCGCUUGCCGGUGCUUCGAUCGGCGGGGCUCCGCUGCUCGGUGGUCCGUCGAUCGGCGGAGCUCCGCCGCUUGCCGGUGCUUCGAUCGGCGGGGCUCCGCCGCUCGCUGGUGCUUCGAUCGGCGGGGCUCCGCUGCUCGGUGGUGCGUCGAUCGGCGGGGCUUCGCCGCUCGCUGGUGCUUCGAUCGGCGGGGCUCCGUUGCUCGGUGGUGCGUCGAUCGGCGGAGCUCCGCCGCUCGGUGGUGCGUCGAUCGGCGGAGCUCCGCCGCUCGGUGGUGCUUCGAUCGGCGGCGUUCCGCUUGGCGGUGCUUCAGACGGCGGGGCUCCGCCGCUUGCCGGUGCUUCGAUCGGCGGGGCUCCGCUGCUCGGUGGUGCGUCGAUCGGCGGAGCUCCGCCGCUUGCCGGUGCUUCGAUCGGCGGGGCUCCGCCGCUCGCUGGUGCUUUGAUCGGCGGGGCUCCGCUGCUCGGUGGUGCGUCGAUCGGCGGAGCUCCGCCGCUUGCCGGUGCUUCGAUCGGCGGGGCUCCGCCGCUUGGCGGUGCUUCGAUCGGCGGCGUUCCGCUUGGUGGUGCUUCGAUUGGCGCUGCGUCGCUCGGCGGUGCUCCGCUCGGCGGCGCUCCGCUCGGCGGUGCUCCAAUCGGAGCCGCCUCUCCCAGCGAGCAGGAGAAAUCAACAACCACCGAUCCUCUGGAGGCAUAG